Chelonus insularis is the source of this 4806-nucleotide messenger RNA. It is a transcript of the gene sns, whose product is annotated as nephrin-like. The transcript is spliced from 16 exons. NCBI's taxonomy places the organism in Eukaryota, Metazoa, Arthropoda, Insecta, Hymenoptera, Braconidae. Gene Ontology annotation, molecular function: protein binding. Bases 1320 to 4802 code for a protein of 1160 amino acids. The record is from RefSeq and is a predicted model, not a curated record.
UGGAUGAGGUUGCGUGUUGAGUUUUAUUCAUUGUAAGUGAUCGAAAUGUUUCGCGUUUUGUGUCACCGGAAUGACAUUUCGUGAAUUUUUUAUCAUCAUUAUUUGUGAACGACAUCCAUAUUAAAUACAGGGUAAAUGACAGUUGAAUAGUCUUCUGUCUCAAGUGGUUGAAUUUUAGUUGUAUUUAUUUUUCGCGCCGGUUUUCAAAUAUUCAACAUAAUUGGAUUAAAAUAAAAUGAGCAGUUAUCAAGUGCAAGUGUGAUUUGCAUUAGAAAACACUAGGAUUAAGUGUUUAAAAGUUGACAUUAAGUGAAUAAAUGAUAACUGUUUAAUUGAUCAUUCGAAUGUUUUAACAAUCAACGUUACAUAGCGUAUUGGAUUGUGAUUCGAAGAAGAGACUGAUUUUAGUUUCUCUUUAGUACACAAAUGUUUUAUGAUUAAGUAAUGUUAGUAAUGAUAUAAGUGCUCAGUAAAUAGUGCAUUUUUUAAGUGGAUUUUUCUUCCCUUAAAUUCAUUGUUGUCCGAGAGAAUCAAUCAGCUUCCAAGAACGGGCAAGUUUGUAUAAGAGAACAAAAGAGGUCACUGGCGCGGUAGCGCAGUUGUUUAUCUCAUGCAGAGGUUUUAUUUGUCAUUCGCGAGAUCAACUAGAGGGGAAUAAACUUUAGACAGGUGAAUUUGGCUGUUGUUCAAUGGACCUGGACACGAUACAAUUAAUCAACAUAGUAGUUCAAGUGUUUUACACAUAAAUGCAUAAAUUUACAAGACUUAAAUUUUCACUAACGAAUUGGUCUCUUUCUAUACAAAAUGAAAAUGCUUGAGAGUGUAUUCAUGACUGUGUAAAUACACCAGUUUAAUAAAACGACUUGGAUUAUAGUGGUUUCAAGUGGUGAAAGACAAGGGAAAUAGAAAAGAGAAUGCUUCUAGGAUUAGUUUGUUCAAAUUUUAUUAUUAAAUUUGAUUUUAUUAUUCCAAUUUAUCCUAAUGGAAUGAACAUUAUUUGAAUAUUAAAAAAACUGACGCCAAAUCCAGUCGUAAAUAAUAUGUUUAUGAGAUGAUAUAUGCUAAAAGUUUAUUCUAGAAGCACUUUCAUCUACUAAGGGUGAAUUGUCUCAUGAAAGUUAGCUAUAAAUAUAUCAUAAUAAAUGACACUAAUUCAUCCUAUAAUUACAUUUCAAAUACACCUGAGUUCGUGAAAUUAAGUGGACAAGUGUACAGUUAAACUAUAAAAAGUGUAAAAAAUUUUAAACUUGUGUGUUUCAAUGCAUUGUGUAGUUUAAAAGAUUAUUUUUUAAGUUAAUGUAUUUCUAAUAAACUUAUUGAUGGAAAUGAUCGAAUCAACGAUGAAACAACAAAUGUCUGUUGGUUGCGGUAAAACCAAGGAUCACGUUAUGAUGUUCCUGAUUAUCUUUAUUGGUGUUUGGAUUUCAUCGGAAGUUAAAGGAGAUACAACUCAGCAGUCUUUCAGGGUGAGACCGGUGAACAGCUCGGUUCAAGAAGGUGGUAGAGUGAUGAUACCAUGUGUCGUUGCAAAUAGGAUGGGAAAUGUGCAAUGGGCCAAGGAUGGUUUUGCCUUCGUCAUUCAACCUAACGGAAAUAUCGUGGGUUAUCCAAGGCUCAAGUUGGAAGGCAAUCAGAAUGCUGGUGUUUACAAUUUGACAAUUAGAGAUGCUUCAUUAACUGAUGAUGGAGAAUACCAAUGUCAAGUGGGACCUUAUGGUAAAAUAAAAGCAAUUAGAGCCAACGCCCAUCUAACUGUCAUAUCACCACCACAAAAAGUUGAAAUCAGCAACUAUCCGAACCAGGACAAAAUUGAGUUAAGCGUUGGUGAGUCAAGAAGUCUAGAGUGCACAGUCAGCUUUGCAAAACCAGCUGCUACAAUUGUAUGGUAUCGCGGGAAUUCUGUGAUCAAAGGAGGCGAUACUUCCAUCAUACCAAUCGCUAUUGAAGACGACAAGGAUAUACAUGGUGACUCAAGAAAAAAAAUACAAAAGUUUGAUACUCGAAGUUCAAUAACUAUUGUACCAACUACAGACGAUGAUGGAAUGGAUUAUGCUUGUGAAGCUAAACAUCCAGCUAUUCCUGUUGACAAACCAAUGAGAGCUGUAGUGAAACUCUCUGUUUUGUACCCACCUGGUGCGCCUUACAUUGAAGGAUAUAUCGUGGGUGAGCCUGUACAACGAGGUCAACGAGUUGAACUAACGUGUAAAUCUCGAGGUGGUAAUCCAUCUGCUCAGGUGGUGUGGUUCCGGAAUAAUGAACUAGUAAGCAAUUCUUACAGUACGACGUACAACAAUGUUGCACAAAAUGUCCUCAUAUUUGAAGCUAAAUCAGAGGACGAUAAAGCUCGUUAUCGAUGUGAAGUUUCCAAUAUUAUGAGUGUCGUACCACAAAAAGUACAAGUGGAUCUUACUGUUUUAUUUCCACCAGCUUCAGUAAUAAUUACCGGACCAACUGAAGCUAAAGCUAAUGAUGAAGUCACUCUUACUUGUACUACUGAAAAUUCCAAUCCUGCAGCAGAUAUAAAAUGGACUGUCGAUGGUAUUGCAUUUAAUACAGCCAAUAUGUCUACUAGUUUAGCCACAGGAGGUGGUUAUAUCACUACGUCUAACAUUACCUUCAUCAUAAAUCAAUCCUCACGAAGCAUCGUUGUAAUUUGUCAUGCUUCAAAUAAGAAACUUCCCGACCAAACUAUGAAGACUCAUACUAUCAAUGUUAUAUAUCCACCUUCGAGCUUGACUAUUACUGGUUAUGAGGAAAAUACAGCUAUUGAUGCUGGUACAGUUUUAAAAUUACUCUGCGUUGCAACUUCAGGCAAUCCACUUGCCAAUGUCACCUGGUACAAAAACGAUAAAGAGAUAAAAGGUUCAAUCUGGACUCAAGAUCAUGCUGUAUCAAACGAACUCGAAAUUCUCGUGAAUGAGUAUGAUAACAAUGCACAUAUUAGAUGUGAUGCUGUUAAUUCCGCUUUGACGAUUCCGAUGAGUAAAAAAUUCGUGUUGAAAGUUAAUUUUCCACCAGCACAAGUGAAAAUAACACGUGAGCCUGAGGAAUUCCGUGCUGGAGAAAAUGGAAAAUUAAUUUGUGAAUCAAGCUCUAGUAAUCCCGCAGCUGAAAUGUCAUGGUGGAAGUCAGGUAUUGCAGUUGAAGGAACAAAAAAUACAACACGAAUUGGUCUACAUGGUGGAUUUGUUUCUACUGUUGAACUACAGCUUUAUCUAACUGAAGAUAUGAAUGAAGAGCUUUAUACUUGUCAAGCGAGAAAUGCAGCUAUGCAACGAACAACUCAUGAUGCAACGACUUUAAAUGUUUUAUUUAAACCAAUAUUCACGUCAAUGGAUCCCAACGAAUUAGUAGGGAUGGAAGGUGAGCCUUACGUAAUCUCUGUCACAGCUAAAGGAAAUCCAACUACAAUAAAUUUUACGUGGGUUCGAGACGGAUUGCCUUUGAGCAAAGAUAGUUCAAGAAUUAGAGCUCGAGACUCAACCUUAAAUAUAACCAAACUUCAUCGCAAUGAUGCUGGUACAUAUAUUUGUCAAGCAACCAAUAAAGAAGGCUCCUCAUUCUAUCAACUCAAUUUAACAGUUCAAUAUGCUGCGGAAAUCAAACGAACGUCAGAGUCUGGAGUCGUAUAUCCAACAGACACGGAAGCAAGACUAUUUUGUGAAUUGGAUGGCAGUCCCAUUGGUGAUGAAUACGUAACAUGGUACAAAGUUGGCUCAACUUCCGAACUGUCUAGUCGUUAUUCAACCUCCUUUACAAACAAAACCUCCUACCUUCACAUCAGCAACCCUAGUGAAGAAGACGUUGGAGAGUAUCGUUGCAAUGUUAACAAUGGAAUUGGAAACGUCACAUCAAAACCUAUUUUAUUCAUCACCAAUUUUGAACCACAAAUUACCAGUACACCUUUGAUGCGAAAAGCUGCCGCGAAUGUAAAAGACGAUGUGAAAUUAUAUUGCAAAGCACGUGGCUCUCCAUUGCCAAAAUUCACAUGGACGUUUGGCGAUAAAACUAUUCAUCCGAAUGCAACAUUGGAUAAAUAUAAAAUUACUCGGAAAGAACUGUCCAAACUCGAAACACUAUCGACAUUAACGAUUAUUCGAGUAAACCAACGGGAUUACGGAAAGUACCAUUGUCGGGCUUUUAAUGAUAUGGGACAAACAACAGAUGUUGUUCAUUUGGAUGUGACAUCGCCACCUGAUCAGCCAAAUGACCUAGAAGUUUACAAUGUAACUCACGACAGUGUAACACUCACGUGGAAAAAAGGGUUCGAUGGCGGUCUACCAACUUCUUAUCGGAUUCGUUGGAGACCUGCACUUGAUUACAUGGAGAAUUAUAAUUAUGUAGAUAUUUCAUCUGGAAGAUUUAUGGCAACAAUUAGAGGACUUGACUUAGGAACAUACUAUGUCUUUAGCAUAAUGGCAAAAAAUGCUAAAGGUGAAAGUCCAUAUUUACCAGAUAUUGUCAAAGUUCAAACGUUGAGACCUAAUAUGGGCGAAAGUGAUCGAGAAGUUUCCUUGGAGAAAGGUGAUUCUCCAAUGAACUAUGUCUAUACUGUUGCUGCUACCUCGAUCAUCUUUUUCAUUAUUAAUCUCUUCAUCUUAUUAUGGUACAUUGUCCGAAAGAAAAAUAAGGAUCAUAUCAACAAGUCGCAAACCGCUGACAUGUAUGCCCCAUCCACGGUGAAUGGUGACACAAUGACAGGAGAGUUGAGUUCAGUAUCGGACGAGAAGAGCGACGUUAACUUUGACGCCAAUGAUUACGUGGUCAGUGCGAUCAGUCAGUAUGUUCUUAGUAACAAGUAAUUAU